Molecule: messenger RNA, 3349 nt
Organism: Doryrhamphus excisus (bluestripe pipefish)
Lineage: Eukaryota; Metazoa; Chordata; Actinopteri; Syngnathiformes; Syngnathidae
Gene: p4ha1b
Product: prolyl 4-hydroxylase, alpha polypeptide I b
Biological process (GO): peptidyl-proline hydroxylation to 4-hydroxy-L-proline
Cellular component (GO): endoplasmic reticulum
Molecular function (GO): iron ion binding; procollagen-proline 4-dioxygenase activity; protein binding
Source: RefSeq, a predicted model, not a curated record
GCACGUAGCAGCAUUCCCAGUCUUGGAUUGUGCAUGUCCAGCCCUUAAGGACAGGAGAUGUCCAACAGUACACCGGGACAUCUCAUUAGAAAGGACCUUCCUUCGCUCCCGACUGCACCGCCAACUCUUUCCUGCUGCCAUGAUGCAUCUUUUUAGGAAGUUGCUGCUAUGUUGGUGUCUCCUGUUGCUGAGCUGUCGGCCGACGCUCUCAGCCCACGACUUCUUCACCUCCAUUGGUCAGAUGACAGACCUGUUGUUCACCGAGAAGGACCUCGUCACGUCCCUCAAGGACUACAUCAAAGCUGAGGAGAGCAAGCUGGAGCGGGUCAAAAAGUGGGCUGAUAAGUUAGAAGCUCUGACGGCCACUGCGACACAAGACCCAGAGGGCUUCCUGGGCCACCCGGUCAACGCCUUCAAGCUAAUGAAGAGGCUGAACACUGAAUGGACCGACCUGGAAAGCCUCGUACUCAGUGACACCACAGAUGGUUUUAUUUCCAACCUGACCAUCCAGAGGCAGUACUUCCCCACGGAUGACGACCAGAUCGGGGCAGCUAAAGCUCUCCUCCGUUUGCAGGACACAUACAAAUUGGAUGCUAAUAGCAUCUCCACAGGAAACCUGCCUGGCGCCAAGCACAAGACUCUCAUGACUGCAGAGGAUUGUUAUGAGCUCGGAAAGAUUGCCUACACAGACGCUGACUACUACCACACCGAGCUGUGGAUGGCACAGGCCCUGAAACAACUCGACGAGGGAGAGGAGUCCACAGUGGAUAAAGUGACAGUACUGGACUACCUCAGCUACGCCAUCUACCAGCAGGGGGAGCUGGAGCGUGCCCUGGAGUACACCAAGAGGCUUCUUGAACUGGACCCAGAGCAUCAGCGGGCCAAAGGCAACGUGAAGUACUUUGAGUUCCAGCUGGAGAAACAAACAAAACAAGCCAAAGAAGACGCCACCAAACAGACAGAGCCUGAGAAGAAAGAGACACCAGAAAAGAAGCCAAAGGAGAAGAAAGAAAAGAAGGCCUUCAGUCUGAUCCCUGAGAGGAAGAAGUAUGAAAUGCUGUGUCGUGGAGAGGGCAUCAAAAUGAAUCCUCGUAGGGAGAGCCGACUCUUCUGCCGUUACUAUGACAACAACCGCAACCCCUUCUAUGUGCUGGGACCGGUCAAGCAGCAAGACGAGUGGGACCGCCCGUACAUCGUACGCUUCCUCAACAUCAUUUCUGAGAAAGAAAUUGAGAAGGUCAAACAGCUGGCAAAGCCAAGGCUACGCAGGGCCACCAUCUCCAACCCCGUCACGGGAGUACUGGAGACGGCAUCCUACAGGAUCAGUAAAAGCGCAUGGCUCACAGGCUACGAAGAUCCCGUCAUCGAAACCAUCAACCAGAGGAUCGAGGAUCUCACGGGCUUGGAAAUGGACACAGCAGAAGAACUGCAGGUUGCAAACUAUGGCGUCGGCGGUCAGUACGAGCCUCACUUUGACUUUGGAAGGAAAGACGAGCCGGAUGCCUUUAAAGAGCUGGGAACCGGCAACCGCAUAGCAACGUGGCUCUUCUACAUGAGUGACGUGUCAGCAGGGGGCGCCACAGUAUUCCCAGAUGUUGGAGCAUCAGUUAGGCCUCUAAAGGGUUCUGCUGUGUUCUGGUACAAUCUCUUUCCCAGUGGGGAGGGAGACUACAGCACGCGACAUGCAGCUUGCCCUGUCUUGGUGGGCAAUAAGUGGGUAUCAAACAAAUGGAUUCACGAACGAGGCCAGGAGUGGCGGAGGCCAUGCAGUCUAAAUGAGACUGACUGAUGAAAGCAAGAAACCACCCCACUACACUCCUCUCCCCUUCCUUCCUUGGCCGUGGGGCCAAAGAAGAACCCUGCGGCGGACACAUAAUGGAUGCUUGGGCUCCAAAUUGCUCACUUUCCUCCCUACCCCCCUCGUGCUCAAAACACUCCCGUUUUUCACCCCGCUGUUUGGAUUCACGUGGAGACCCCCGGACAGUGUUGGUGUCGCUGCAGAUAGUUCUUGGAGUUGGUCACAUGAUUUUGAGAAACACUUGUGCCUCUUUCACUCCCCUGUGUUUAUCAUUGCACUCUGUUUGACCUCUGGUUUUGUGGUUAUGCUAACUUAAGUAGAAGCAAGCACUCCACCCGCCAUCGCCCCCACUCAGAAGACGCCUAGAUCGUUCACUCCUACACACGUUCUUAACAUUUACAUUUUACACACCCAUGCCACUAACUCGAUGCACAUUAUGAGCAUUAGCUUCAUUGCUGCAUGCCUGCCCAAAUGUUUUUUGUGCAUUUUAAAGCAGGGAUCCCCAAAAUUUUUAAACCGACAAAUUUCCGUCAAACGAAAAAAAAAAGAGGUGCUCUCCAGACCUCAUUGUAAUAUAAUGCUAUUGUCAUGUUUUGGUCGGGGUCAAUGCAGGAGAACACUUACAGUCUUACAUAAUCAAUGCCACUGUGGAAAGCUGCCGAUUAGUUCUAUUUAACUUUAAUCCAGGCGGCACGGUGGUCUAGUGGUUAGCGCGCAGACCUCACAGCUAGGAGACCAGGGUUCAAUCCCACCCUCGGGCAUCUCUGUGUGGAGUUUGCAUGUUCUCCCCGUGCAUGCAUGGGUUUUCUCCGGGUACUCCGGUUUCCUCCCACAUUCCAAAAACAUGCUAGGUUAAUUAGCGACUCCAAAUUGUCCAUAGGUAUGAAUGUGAGUGUGAAUGGUUGUUUGUCUAUAUGUGUCCUGUGAUUGGUUGAUUGGCUGGCGACCAGUCCAGGGUGUACCCCGCCUUACGCCCGAAGACAGCUGGGAUAGGCUCCAGCACCCCGCGACCCUCGUGAGGAAAAAAGCGGUAGAAAAUGAAUGAAUGAAUGAACUUUAAUCCAAACAACCGAACAACAAGAACAACGAACUUGGCACAUUUGCGUUCAGAUGAUAAUGAUUAUUAUUAUUAUUUUUAAUUGCUUCCUGGCUAACCCCCUCCGACGGGCCGAUGGUGGUCUGGGAACCCUGUCUUUUAGCAUAGACACUCAUCUGCACACUCUAACCCACAUACAGAAACACAACAUUUGUUGUUUUAUGUCAAAUUUUUAAGUGGCCUUGGUGGUUGGUGCGUUUUUAAAUACCAAAUGACAAUUUUAUUUAUAUGACCCAAAUCUUUUUUUAUUGUUAUUGUUGUGUUUAUUAUGGCAGUCCUCAUUUUGUUAUUUUUUUUUUUUAAACUAUAUUAAAAGCUGUUUGGAUCAAAUGUGGUCUUGCAGUGUAUGAGUGAGUCAUGUGACCACGCCUACUGGUUAUGCUACUUCACACCAUUUUUUAAUGUUAUUGUUGUGCUUAUUAUGGCAGUGCACAUUAAAAGCUAUGUUGCCGUGC